Molecule: messenger RNA, 3005 nt
Organism: Ictalurus furcatus (blue catfish)
Lineage: Eukaryota; Metazoa; Chordata; Actinopteri; Siluriformes; Ictaluridae
Gene: nectin1a
Product: nectin cell adhesion molecule 1a
Exons: 6
Coding region: 468-1952 (494 amino acids)
Biological process (GO): homophilic cell-cell adhesion; heterophilic cell-cell adhesion; protein localization to cell junction
Cellular component (GO): adherens junction
Source: RefSeq, a predicted model, not a curated record
GACUAAAGGUCGAAGGGAGAUUGUGGAUGUAUGCACACAGACUCAGCAAGUAGGCUGACUGUAGACUCGUUAAAUACAAUGAAGGGAAGAACAGAGGAGAAACUGACCGCGCGCGCAUUACAUCUAAAAACAGCAUAAGGAAAACAGUCAGCAAGUACCAUCAGAGAUCGCGAGCUCUAUUGUUAUUGUGACCUGUAGCUCAUUAAUCUCAGUAUCCUGUGCUGGAAGCUGCCCACGCGCAGCUGAACAGACAGAGAGAGAGAGAGAGAGAGAGAGAGGGGGCGCGAGCGAGCGCGCGCGAGCUUUUCCAUCCAGUGUGAUUUCAGAGAGCAGCACUGACUGAACCGAAAAGCACGCGAGCUUUUCAUUUUCCGGUCGCGCGAUUGAUUAACUCGCGCCGAUAAAUGGGACUCUGGACUAUUUCUCACCUCAUAACCGAACUUGCUGUUUGCUCAUAAAGAGAGAUUAUGUUUACUUUGGCUUUCCAGUUUCCCCUCAUCGCCGUCCUUGUAAUAGCAGGCACCAGUGGUCAAACUGUUCACACGGACAGUGACCGGUCAGGCUAUGUGGGCACUCAGGUGGAGCUGCGUUGUAAUUUUGCCAACAGUAAACCACCAGUGAAGAUCUCCCAGGUCACCUGGCAGAAAUCUGUCAAUGGAACCAAGCAGAAUGUGGCCAUCGCCAAUCCAGCUCUGGGUGUGUCUGUGCUACCAGUAUUUAAAGACCGGGUGAAGUUCAAGAACCCAGCGGUUCGCCAAAGAACACCCUCACUGGAAGACACGACUAUCGUCUUCAAUAACCUGAAACUGUCCGAUGAGGCGACGUACAUCUGCGAAUACACCACCUUUCCUGCGGGCAACAGGGAGAGCAUGGUCAAUCUCACCGUUUAUGCUCGACCGAUGGUCCAGAUGAGUCUGUCGACACCCACCAUAGUGGCAGGAUCAAAAGAUAUGAAAAUGACCGUAGCAACAUGUGUCUCAGCCAACGGGAAGCCCCCUGCUGUGAUCACAUGGGACACUGAGUUAGACGGUGAAGCAAACACUGAGGAGAUCAGGAACCCUGAUGGGACUAUAACAGUGCGCAGUGACUACAUCCUGACACCCAGUCGAGAAGCACAUGAGCAGCGACUUACCUGCAUCUCCACCUACAAUAACGAUCAGCAAACCGACAACGUUGUUCUCAAAGUACAGUAUGAGCCGGAGGUGAGCAUUGAGGGCUUUGAUGGAAACUGGUAUAUAAAUCGAGAAAAUGUUCAGCUAACUUGCGUGGCCGAUGCUAAUCCAGCCGUUUCUUCAUUUCAGUGGAGAUAUCUGAAUGGCUCCAUGCCAAAUACAGCUGAGCAACGUGAGGAGACACUAAUCUUUAAGGGUCCUGUGACCUAUGAGAUGGCGGGGACGUACAUGUGCGAUGCCACCAACAGUAUCGGUACAGGUUCGGCAUCAGUCGAGGUGAUUAUAACAGAGUCCCCUAGCUCUACACAUGCUGAGCAACAGCGAGCAGGCGCUGCUAUUGGUGGAGCGGUUGUGUGUGGUACAGUGCUGCUGGCAGCCAUUGUUUUGUUGGUGGUCUUCUUUCAUCGGCAAAGGCGCAAGUUUAAAGGAGAUUACAGCACCAAAAAACAGGUCCUGGCCAACGGCUUUGGCAAAGCUAGUGACCUAUCGUCGUGCCCCUCUCUGCCUCAGAGCCUGACCUAUCCCGAAGACCUGAACUAUCCUGAGGAUGAGAAGAAACCCGAACUUUAUGGAGGCCCCAGUUUCUUAGGUGAAAGUGUUCAGGAGUUCCAUAAUCAUCCUCCCAACAGGAUGGAGAGCUACAGUCCAGUGGAGGACAACAGGUUGAGGUAUAAUGAACAGAGCUACAGGGAAGGCUAUGGGUCUGAAGUGGAAGUCUCGGUGGAUAUGGUUCCUCAAAAGGAUGGUUCUGUCAUCUCUAAAGAGGAGUGGUAUGUGUGAAAAGAAAAUGAGGGAAAAAAAAUCUUUGUAUAUAAAGUCAUCUACGUGCCAUUGUUAGAAUUCCGUCCCGACUUACAUGCUAGAAAAUAGAGCUUAAAAUCCAAAUAAAUAUGGGUCAGCUUUAUAUUAAUCGCUGGUGUUGGAAUGCAGUCCAGAAUAAUGAGCAUUUUACAAGCAUUCACUGGUCCUAUUUCUGAUUUGUUAUACAUUUGUCAGGUAAAUUAUACCACAGUGCUUGUAAACUCUCGUUCCUGACUGGCCUGAAGGUGUUUAAUGUUCUGUAACAGCAGCUCUGACAGUACCGUAAUUCCAGCUACGAGGAAAAUCAUUAUGUGUUAGUUCUACUAUGUUAUUGUUUCUAUGGUAAAAACUAAGUCACAGGGGCUUUUACAUCAAACACGCCACAUAAUCUAAGUCUAAUAAAUAAUUUUUUUAAGUGUUAAUUAACAAAGUAAAACAUUUAUUAAUAUGGCAAAGCUUUCGAUAAGCAGAUGUCUAUUUAACAUUUUUGGAAGGAGGCUCCAGUGUCGCUUUGCAACAGUCUGUAAUUUUUAAGCUGCCUUUUGUCAUUAGCAAGCUGCUUUGUUAUUAUUAACUUUAAGAGAAAGUGAAGAAGCGACAGUUUAUAGCUGCUAUAACAUAAGUGAUAACAGGAAUUAGCUUGUUUUCCAUAUGUUCAAUAUGCACACCAUUAAAUGUAACUAUAAACAGAUCAAAAGUAUAAUUGCUGCGGUAUAAGGAUAAAACACUACAGGAUGUGCUGUUAUAGAAAAAAAGGAAUCAAUUUCAGGCUGGUAACAGUAACUGUUGUGAUUUGUUCCUUACUUUGACCCCUUUUUUUGGAUGAUGUCAUAAUUCAUUGUCAGCACUUAAUAGAGCAGAUAAUGGCAGAUAAAAGAGCAGAUUUGUUAGAUUAUAUAUAUAUAUAUAUAUAAAAAUGAACAGCAUGUUGUGGUGGGGAUCUUUCACACCCUGCACAGCAGAUAUUCUCACACCUGACCUUGGCUUUAUCAGGACAUGGUCACAGAGUGAGACAGUUGGAAUGUGUAAAGU